This is a messenger RNA of Microthlaspi erraticum, 1062 nucleotides long. Lineage: Eukaryota; Viridiplantae; Streptophyta; Magnoliopsida; Brassicales; Brassicaceae. The record is from the annotation of a GenBank genome assembly.
AUGGAGCUGAUGAUUCUAAAACCAUCUUUUGCCAAGAAACUAAAUGGGGAUGGGUUUAGUCCGUUACAUCUCGCUGACGAGAACCACCAAAUUGAGUUAGCACUUGCGCUUAUCAAGUUUGAUCCGGAUCUUGUUCGUAUUCAUGGAAAAGGAGGUAUGACACCAUUGCAUCUUGCGAUAAAAAACGGUGUAGUCGAUCUUCUUACCGAGUUUCUCCUGGUAUCUCCUGAGAGCAUUAAAGAUGUGACUUUAAAUGGAGAAACUGCUUUACACAUCACGGUUAUGAACGAUAGAUACAACGAGCUCAAAGUUCUGAGAGGGUGGAUCCAAAGAAUGCGCAAAAAGGAUUCUUCCUCUAUAGAGAUUCAGGUAGUAGCAGAGUUGCUGAAAUGCAUGUCACUGAACCGGAACAUCCUGAACAAAAAUGGUAUGACAGCCCUUGAUGUCCUACGAGCUAAUGGAGCUGAUAUGAACAGAGAUACGGAAAACCUAAUACAAAAAGCGGGUGGUAAGAACGCGGCUUCUCUGUCGGAACUCAAGACGGCGUCUGUUUUCCUCAUGAAACCGGUUACUUUUUGUGAAUAUUGCUCUAUUGGAAUUUCGCGAUAUAGGAAUGAAAUGACAGACGGAACACGCAACGCUCUUCUAGUAAUAGCAGCAUUGAUGAUCACAGCUACUUACGAGACCGUGGUCCAACCAUAUGAGAAAGGCGGCCAAGAUGAUUACCUAGUUGAAGAUGUAACCACAGCGUAUAAAAUAGAAAUGGUGCUCGUUUGGGGAUUCAAUACAAUAGCUUUUGGCUUAGCUAUUGCCUUGACAUUUAUUCUCUUACCAGUUGGUAGAGCAUAUACGUGGUGGUAUAUUUUGAUCUCGGUGCCUCUGGUCUGUUCUUUUGGAAUUUCGGUGUACCUCAAGUAUAAUAUCCAAACACAUUACAUCAUCAUCUACUUGAUCGUCAUGUUAGGGUUUCUUGUUUAUCUACUUGUAUUCUACGUGCAAUGGAAGCGGACUACGCAUAAGAAGGUACCGGAACCCAUAAGUGACCUGAUUUUUCGUGGCUGA